Molecule: messenger RNA, 4527 nt
Organism: Amblyraja radiata (thorny skate)
Lineage: Eukaryota; Metazoa; Chordata; Chondrichthyes; Rajiformes; Rajidae
Gene: smo
Product: smoothened, frizzled class receptor
Exons: 12
Coding region: 823-3297 (824 amino acids)
Biological process (GO): commissural neuron axon guidance; central nervous system development; smoothened signaling pathway
Cellular component (GO): cilium; dendrite; plasma membrane
Molecular function (GO): patched binding; transmembrane signaling receptor activity
Source: RefSeq, a predicted model, not a curated record
UUUUCCAGCGCCCGUGUUUGCAGCGGCUGCGUGUGAACUUGCUGUCCCACAAGAGCUUUUUGUUUGCAUGUAGUGGGGGAUGUUCUCUGUUUAACUGUAGGGGAAGGUGGACGGAGGCCUGUGAAGGGGGCUCUCGUUGCUCUGAAGCUCUCGCCAGCGCUGUUCUGAGUGCGAGUUGGCCAGGGGGUGGGGUUGGCUUCGUUUCGCCAUGUGCCUCCCACUCCCCACCUUGAAUAAAGCCAGCUGGUGAGGAGCCAGAGGGCAAACAAAGUAUUUUUCUUCACCGGACGUGUGUGCAAGUUCUCCUUCUUAUGGACUGAAGACCCGGGACUUAACCGAUCACUGGAAGAAGUUAGAAGGAAGGGAGGAGAGAAGGAGAAUACCGCCGGCGAUCAAAUUACAUUUUUGUUUCUCUGUCACUUCAUAACGUGGGAGUCGAGGGGCGAACUGAACGAGAUCACAUUCAUCGUUGUUUUAAAUCGACUCAUUGGCGUUUUUUGUGUGUUUUUUUGUGUUUCUUUUUGUUAAAUGUGACGGCAUUUAAGGUAAAGAGUCCCCUCUCGCUGAGUUUGGAGAGAGGGGGGGAGGGGGGAGGAGGAAUGGUGAAACCCCAGGCUACGAGCAAUGGAAACUGACGCGAUGGAAUUUGCUGAAAGUUGGGAAGCGGUCACAUCUGGGGCAAGGAGACGCGGGCGAAGGGGCCAGCAACCAGUUGGAUGAAGUUUCACCAACUUUGUUUCUCGGUGGAAAGGAGAGCCGACCCAUGGUGCGGAGAGGCGAGCGCAGAAGGGAUUUCUUUAACUUUGUGACUGCAACUCCAAGAUGUCUACCGGGUGGGAGUCUUUUGUUAAGGCGACUGCAGCCUGCCUGCUUCUCCUCUCCACUUUCCCGGGGCAGAGCGGCACCAACCACACGUCUGCUCACGACCGCUGUAAGAAGGUGUCGGACUGCGAGCCGCUGAGGUACAGCACAUGCCUGGGCUCGGCGCUGCCCUACACACAUACCUCGCUCGCCCUGGCCGAGGACUCCACAACUCAAGAGGAGGCACACAACAAGCUGGUCCUGUGGUCAGGGCUACGUAAUGCUCCAGGCUGUUGGACUGUGAUUCAGCAAUUCCUGUGCGCCGUUUACAUGCCAAAAUGUGAACAUGGCAGAGUGGAACUGCCCGGCCAGGUCAUGUGCCAGAUCACCAGAGGCCCCUGCACCAUUGUGGAGCGGGAGAGAGGCUGGCCUGACUUUCUGAAGUGUUCCACUGACCGUUUUCCUGAAGGAUGCCAGAAUGAAGUUCAGAACAUAAAAUUUAACAAUUCUGGCCGGUGCGAGGCUCCCCUGGUGCGUACGGAGAACCCUAAGAGCUGGUACGAGGAUGUGGAAGGCUGCGGGAUCCAGUGUCAGAAUCCGCUCUUCACCAACAGCGAGCAUGAUGCCAUGCACGUCUACAUUGCCAUCUUUGGUUCUGUCACCAUCCUCUGCACAUUCUUCACACUGGCCACCUUUGUUGCUGACUGGAAGAAUUCUAACCGUUAUCCUGCUGUCAUCUUGUUCUAUAUCAAUACUUGUUUCUUUAUCGGAAGUAUUGGCUGGCUUGCACAGUUCAUGGAUGGAGCAAGAAAGGAAAUUGUGUGCAAGGCAGAUGGAACCAUGCGACUUGGAGAGCCAACGUCCAAUGAAACACUGUCUUGCGUUAUCAUUUUUGUCAUCGUCUAUUACUCUCUCAUGUCUGGCGUGAUCUGGUUUGUGAUGCUUACCUACGCCUGGCACAUGUCCUUCAAGGCUCUCGGCACCACCUAUCAGCCUCUCUCUGGCAAGACCUCCUACUUCCACCUCAUCACCUGGUCAAUCCCGUUUAUACUCACCGUCACCAUCUUGGCUCUGGCUCAGGUGGACGGAGACUCUGUAAGCGGGAUCUGCUUUGUUGGAUAUAAGGAUUAUCACUUCCGAGCAGGAUUCGUCCUGGCUCCAAUUGGAUUGGUUCUGCUGGUUGGUGGCUAUUUUCUUAUAAGAGGAGUCAUGACCCUAUUUUCAAUUAAGAGCAAACAUCCAGGGCUCUUGAGUGAGAAAGCAGCCAGCAAAAUUAACGAAACAAUGCUACGUCUCGGUAUUUUUGGCUUCCUGGCAUUUGGUUUUGUCUUCAUCACAUUUGGCUGCCAUUUCUAUGACUUCUUUAACCAGGCUGAUUGGGAGAGGAGUUUCCGUGAUUUUGUUCUGUGUGAAGCCAAUGUUUCCAUUGCUGAGCAAACAAACACACCUAUCCCUGAAUGCAGCAUCAAAAAUCGUCCCAGUCUCCUGGUGGAAAAAAUUAACAUAUUUGCCAUGUUUGGGACGGGCAUCGCCAUGAGCACCUGGGUGUGGACCAAAGCUACAGUCCUGAUCUGGAAAAGGACAUGGUUGAGAAUUAUUGGUCGAAGUGAUGAUGAGCCAAAACGAAUCAAGAAAAGCAGGAUGAUUGCCAAAGCUUUCUCAAAGCGAAAGGAAUUGCUGAAGAACCCAGAUAAGGAGCUGUCAUUCAGCAUGCAGACUGUUUCUCACGAAGGCCCUGUGGCUGGAAUUAAUUUUGAUCUGAAUGAGCCAUCUGGUGACCUCUCGUCUGCUUGGGCUCAACAUGUAACCAAAAUGGUGGCCCGAAGGGGAGCAAUUUUACCUCAGGAUAUUACCGUCACUCCUGCAGAGUCACCAGUUCCUCCGGAUGACAAUAAGAAGGACCUCUGGAUUAUUGAGGCUGAAAUUCCCCCAGAACUUCAGAAGAAAACUGGGAAGAAGAAGAGGAGAAAGAAACGUGUUGGACCUCUUGGAUAUCCAGAGGAGCCACAAGACAUGGGCUACUGCACUGAAAGAGCAUCCAGUACCAUCCCGCGCUUGCCCAAGUUGAUCAUGCAAAAAAGCUUGGUAUCUAAAGCAGUCGAACCAACUAACGUGCAUGAUAUUUUGCCAGGUGCUUUCUUGGAAAAUGGUUUUAGCCCUGGACUUCCUGAUGGGAGGCAUCUCAGAGGAGCACUUGGUAGCUCCUUGGGACCCAGAGGGAAUCCACCUCUAAAUCUGAUCGCAAACCCUCUUUCAGUUGAAGAUGUACUACAGAGUGACCUGGGAUUUUCCCCAGGAGAUCGAUUCCGGCCUCCACAGAGACCAUGCAAUCGUGCGUUCACUCGUUCCUCGGCCAAUAUGGAGCUUGGAGGACUCCCUGCAAUUAACAAUCCUCAUGUACCCAUAUCCCAGCGGAGAAGGACUGCUAUUGCACCCGUACAUUCAAGAACAAAUCUGGUGGAUACUGAGUUAAUGGAUGCCGACUCUGAUUUUUGAACCUUGGGUCAAUUGGAAUUAACAACAUGAAGUGCAGCACCAUCUGACUUCUACUGGGGACUUCAGUAAAUAGCUGCUGCACUUCAUAAGUUUGUAGAAUCCAGCGAAGUUACUUUACUGAAGAUUUGGAAGCAUGAAUAUCUGGUACUGCAAGUAAAUUCAUUGUUUAAAUAAUAUCAUGGAAACAGUAGGAAGCGGUUUACUACCUCUCAAAGUGAUUGGAGUAGCCCAACAUACUAGCUACCAUGGACUGAAAGGUGGCCCUUGACUUGAAACCUCAUGUUUACAGGUCACAUUAUUAAACAAUCUUGACAGGCCAAUUUGAUAAAGUUACUGCAGGCAUUUCCAGAGCUAUGGCACUGAUCAACAGGAUUGGGAAUGCUAGUAACUUCUAAGUCAGUCUUAUGUUCUGCUAGACGAGGAUUAUACAUCGAUCUUGAUAAAAUGUAGAUUUUUUUUUUUCUCUACUCUUUACCUUCAAUAUGCAUUUUGUGAAUGCCCAAUAGGUUAAUCAUAGAAAAUCACAGAAUAAGAUUUGGCCAUUCAUCCCAGCUUACCUAUGCUAGCUCUUUCCUAGAAUAAUAUAAUUGGAACACAGAACAGUGCGGCACAGGAACAGGCCCUUCUGCCCACAAUGUCCAUGCUGAACAUGAUGUACUAAUUACCACUGCAUGCACAUGGCCCAUCUUCCUCCAUUCCUUGCAUAUCUAUGUGCCUAUUAAAGCCUCUUAAAUGUCACCAUCAUAUCUGCCUUCACCACCAUCCCUAUAUCCAUUGUCUCUAUAGCUUUGAAUUCAUAUCCAAUUUCCUUCAGUGGAUUAAACGCCUCAGCCACAUUCUUUGAUACUUUGUAGAUUCUGUUGGCAGCUGUUGGUAUAAAUUUGUUGCUUACGACAUUUUGAAAGGUUAAAAUUUAACAACAACAAGGUCAUUUGUUAAAACUCUUUGUGAUAUAAGCAUAUUUGAUCAGAUUUAGGAAGUGAUGUGUAGAGAUUUGAUCCAGGAAACUAUCAACCUCUCUUGCUCUUAAAGGAAUGUUUGUCAAGAGCUGCCUGCCCAACCCUGCUUGGCAGCAGAGAUCAGAGAUGGUUAUGUAGUCUAAAUUACACCUUUAAAGCUUCAUAAAAGUUUGUUAUAUUGUUGUCUAUCCGAUUAGCCCGGUUGUAGAUAUCAUGGGAGGUGGGGUGUUCAUUGGAUACAGACUUGCGAUGUUAACUGUAUUUACAGAAA